AUGGGAGACGUGACGUCAUCGAAGUGGCGGCUGGACGGCUACCGCGUGCUCAUCACCGGCAGCACCAAGGGUAUCGGCUUCGCCGCGGCCAAAGAGUUCAUCGACCUCGGCGCGGAGGUCAUGGUGAACGGGCGGAACGGCGCGGACGUCAAGGCUGCGGUGGCGCGAUUGGGAAAGCGCGCGUACGGAUGCGUGGCGGACGUGGCGACUCCCGACGGAAGGGACGCGCUGCUGUCCGAGGUGUCGUCGCACUGGGACGGUCUGGACUGCCUGGUGAACAACGCGGGCACGAACGUGCGUAAACCCGCGCUCGAGGCGACCCCGGGCGAGUACUCCCGCAUCGUCGGCCUCAACAUGGACGCCGUCUACCACCUGUGCGUCGGCGCGCACCCCCUACUGACGCGAUCCUCGCGCCCCACCAUCGUCAACGUCGCGUCCGCCGCGGGCUUGCUGAGCACCGGCAGCGGCGCCGCGUACGCGGUGUCCAAAGCCGGGGUGGUCCAGCUCACCAGGACGCUCGCGUGCGAGUGGGCGCCCAAGAUCCGCGUCAACUGCGUCGCGCCGUGGGUCACGUGGACCCCGCUGCUCGCGCGAACCGUGGAGGACGAUCCCACCGGACACCAGCGCGAGAGCUUGCGCAAGGCGGAGGCGGCGACGCCGCUGGGAAGGUGCGCGAUGCCGGAGGAGAUGGCGGGCGCCAUCUGUUUCUUCGCGAUGGGAGCGAGUGGGUACGUCACCGGACAGACGCUGUGCGUCGACGGCGGGUUGCUGUGCGAGGGAUUCGCGGGCGCGUGCGUCCAACGGGGGGGUUAG
Messenger RNA from Micromonas commoda, 813 nucleotides. It is a transcript of the gene TR-1, whose product is annotated as tropine reductase i. Gene Ontology annotation, molecular function: oxidoreductase activity. The transcript has a single exon. NCBI's taxonomy places the organism in Eukaryota, Viridiplantae, Chlorophyta, Mamiellophyceae, Mamiellales, Mamiellaceae. The coding region runs from base 1 to 813 and encodes 270 amino acids. The record is from RefSeq and is a predicted model, not a curated record.